Molecule: messenger RNA, 2693 nt
Organism: Poecilia reticulata (guppy)
Lineage: Eukaryota; Metazoa; Chordata; Actinopteri; Cyprinodontiformes; Poeciliidae
Gene: slc25a48
Product: solute carrier family 25 member 48
Biological process (GO): transmembrane transport
Cellular component (GO): mitochondrion
Molecular function (GO): transmembrane transporter activity
Source: RefSeq, a predicted model, not a curated record
AGUGCCUAAAAUAUAGUUUUGUUUUCCCAGAAAGGCGUGAAGUCGGUUGUUUUUUGAUAAGCGGCGAUGCUCGCCUGUUUUCGCAGAUACUGAGGAUUUUUGGCGGAGUUUUGAUGCGCUGGACCGAUGAGCUGAAUUUCUGAGUUUAAAAAAUGACCUCAAAGAAUUUUCGUCUGGAUGAUUUCGUCGCAGGAUGGAUCGGCGGCGCCUCCAGUGUGGUCGUAGGACAUCCGCUGGACACAGUGAAGACGCGGCUCCAGGCAGGAAGUGGCUACCAGAACACGCUGCACUGCAUCCUGUCCAUCUACAGGAAGGAGACGGUGAUGGGGUUCUUUAAGGGCAUGUCUUUCCCGCUCGCCAGCAUCACUGUCUACAACUCAGUUGUGUUUGGCUUCUUCAGCAACACUCAAAGGCUCAUAAGCAAGUAUCGCUAUGGCGACGGACGGCAUCCCUGCGGCAUGCUGGACCUGACUGUGGCCAGCAUGCUGACCGGACUGAUCUCAGUGGGGCUCGGCGCUCCAGUGGACCUGGUCAAGAUCCGACUGCAAAUGCAGACACAGAUGGUUCUGGCAGAGAACCUCCAGCUGGCUGGUAAUGUGGCCAACGGCACCAACAUCCCGCUUCGCUCUGUUGACAUUCCCAACCAGCGACUCUACCGAGGCCCGAUCCACUGCAUCAGCAGCAUCCUGCAGACCCAGGGCAUACAGGGACUCUACAGGGGCGCCGGGGCCAUGAUCCUAAGGGACGUCCCUGGAUACGCACUCUACUUCAUCCCUUACGCCGUCUUCUGUGACCUGCUGACCCCUUCCAGCUCGUCCAGCCCUCAUCCCUGCUCCAUCUGGCUCGCCGGAGGUUUAGCAGGGUCCAUCUCCUGGGUCACGGCCACUCCAGCCGACGUGGUGAAGAGCCGAAUGCAGGCCGACGCCCAGCUGCAGAAGAAGUAUAAGGGAGUUUUACACUGCAUCGUCCAAAGCUACAGAGCCGAGGGAGCAGAGGUUUUCUUCCGGGGAGCUUCUGUGAACGCCAUCCGAGGUUUCCCGAUGAGCUCCACCAUGUUCCUGAUGUAUGAACUCUCUCUGCAGUUCUUCAGGAGUCAUUAGGACUGCUGGGAAUCCGGAAACGCUCGGCCAGAAACCCAGCGAACCGGAGCCCGUUUGCUUAAGACAAGAGAUUGUGAGCACUUUAUAAUGGCUGAGUCAGCAGCUUUUAGUCAAAUGUUUUAGAUCUGAGCCAAAAUUUACCCUUUUUAUCACAGUUAGGUUACCAUGUGGGUGAUGUUUUUACUGUUUAAUAAUCUGAGUCUGAUUAUUCGGAUCACCAAAGUCACGCAUGUGUUCCUGCGCAGAUUUCUGCUUUUAACAUUUUAAUUUAACAAAACACACACAGGUGUUAAAGAAGACAGAGAUAUGACACUUUAGAUAAGCUAAGAAACGUUUCUGAAAGUGUUUCUGAAAAGUUUUUAAAAUUAUUUUUAAUUAUUUCUUAACAAAUUUGUUUCUAAUGUGAAACUGAGGUUUAAAUGAUCAAUGAAUGAGCAGCUGUAAAAGAAAAGAAAAGAAAUUGCACAAAGAAUUGUUGCACAAUUUAGUAAAUUAUUAAGAGAUGAUAAAAAUACAUUUAUGGAGGCCAAGCGCAGCCUGAAGGUCUUUGAGAAAGUUUAACUGGCUGGAGUCAAAAAAACUGAAGUUUUGCCUGGUUGGACAAACUUGUUUAGUAAGUUUGAUUUUAAAAAAAGUGUUAAAAAAGAAAAAUGAAGGAAAAACUGCAAAAUGUUGUACAGGAUCAUCCAUGUUGCUUUACAUUUUCUCCAAUAAUUUUAUGAGUCCAGCUGUUCUGUGGAUAUUUUACACUAUUUGUAGCACAAUUACACUUUAUGAGCCAAUCGUAUUUCAUAGUAAGAUAAAUCUGAGAUUUACAUUCAUGUUCUAAUUGCAUUUUAACUCUUUUUAGGUUGCAAUAUUAAAGUAAACUGACAGUCCUGCAGCUGAAUCUGAGCUGUGUUUGCACAUCUGCAGCUUUUUAUAGUGAUGUCAUGUUUUCCUAUCUGUGGGGGAAAUUACAAAGCACAUAAUGGUUUUUAUUGCAGUGUUACAUGGCAUUCAUGUGAUAAUCUGUUGGAUAAAAAAUACAGCAGGCAAGAAGAUCUGGAAAUGAUAUUUUAGUGACAUUAUGUAAGUUAGACAUACAGAUACUGAGACAUGUGGAUUUCUUAAUGAAUUUUAAAUAACUGAUUUAAUUGGGAGGUUUCGAUUAAAGGGGUUGAGGUGCAAUUUUUAGAAAUCACUAAAAUGAAAAAAUAUAUAUAUUAUUUUUAAUGUAUGUGACAUUUUUGACACAAUGUGAUUAUCAAACUCAAUAUUGUGAUACUGUCUACUUUUAUUUGUAUCUGUGUUUCUUAUAUUAAGAAAAGUGAGUUUUUACUUCAGUUAAUUUUAACUUUCUAAUAACUUUGCUGAUGUAACUGAGCCACAGUGGCACAUUUACGUUGUUUUAAGUUCAGCUAAUCUCAGAUCAACAGAUUUCAGCCACUAAAUCAACACUACCGUCACAGAAGGGAACUCAAAUGGAAAUAUUAACAUUUUACAUAGCUUUAUCCUCAUGUAAAUAGGUGUAAAUAUGUUUAACUGCUUUUCUGGAUGUUGAAAAGCCUAAUGUGUCUUAUUGUACUUAAAUAAAUCUUUAUGAACAGCUUA